Arachis stenosperma is the source of this 3821-nucleotide messenger RNA. RefSeq lists its product as uncharacterized. Lineage: Eukaryota; Viridiplantae; Streptophyta; Magnoliopsida; Fabales; Fabaceae. The record is from RefSeq and is a predicted model, not a curated record. The transcript is spliced from 13 exons. The coding region runs from base 2026 to 3015 and encodes 329 amino acids.
CACCCUUUUUUUUAUCCUAUUUUUUCAAAAAACAUAUUGGCACUUUCACCGUGAGAAAGAGAAAAGAAACUAACAACCAUCACCGUGCUACAGUUCCCGUUUGCCAUCGUGAUUCAAGUUCGCCAUUCGCCAUUCACCGUCGCAGUUCGAGUUUGCCGUUCACCCUUCACCGUCGCGGUUUGAGUUCGCCAUUCGUUGUUCACCGGCGCGGUUCGAGUUCGCCAUUCGCCGUUCACCUUCGCGGUUCGAGUUUGCUGUUCGCCGUUCACCAUCGCGGUUCGCGUUCGCCAUUCACUAUUCUCCAUCGCGGUUUGAGUUCGUCGUCCCGGUCCCCCACGCUGUUGUUUCUCUUUCCCUGUUUCGCGAGUGCAAACCCUAAUUCCCUCCUGUCGGCGACCAUUUUUCUCUUCCAACCACAAUAUUGAACACCAGUAGUAGACAGAUCUGUGAGCUGUGGGAGGAAAGGAAAGCGCUUGAAUUGUGAAACUGAAAAGCAUCGAUCAAGAUAGCGGGUUUAUCUUGUUUCUUUUUGUGUCCUUGGUUGAGAGCUUAACACCUGUCACGGAAGCCCACCCAACAUUGUUCAAAGGAGAAAGAAGAGAAAGCUACAAGUACAGGGAGAAGGAGAAGGUAAAAGGGAGGGGUGUGGCUGAGAUCGAAGACGCUUAAAAACAAAGCAGAAAGAGUUAGAUUGAAGGGAAUUACAAGAUUCUUACUCUAAUUCCUCACUUCAAUUAGAGUUGCUGCGACUGAAACUUGCUCUGUCCUUUCUUCACGUUGAGUUGCUGCGAUUGAAAUUACUCCUCAAGCUAGCUGCGCCCUUCAUCACCGGGAAGAGUGUUGGUAGAACCUUUUUUCGACAAGGCUCCUUCUUCCGAUUUCUUCAUUUUAAGGUAUAAGGUUCUUUAUAUUCUUCAUUUUCUUUCUCAUCCCUUAGCUAUUUGAUUUGAUAAUAUUUUGAUUUUCUUCAAAGACUGAAAUUAAAGGUUAGGGUUGUUAUAUUCUGGGAUAAAUCUUCAUAUUCACCUAUCACUUAUCACAUAUUGUAAGGGUACGUAGAUUCUUUUUCUCUCCUUGGUUCGUUGAUUUCAUUUUAAUUUUACUAGCAAUUCAAUCAAACUCUAUACAGUUGUGCGAUUUUUAAUUCUUCGUUUGCUCUUUCGAUUUCUGGUUCAAUUUUUGUAAUUGAGGGUUUGGUGCAUUUCAAAUUUGAUUUUCUUAGUUAAUUAAAUUCUCUUAUUUCUUUUUAGUUUUAGUAGCACUCAACAUGUUCGAUGAAAUGCUUUAACCAAAUUUCUGGUUAGUUUUAUUAUUUUUGGUUGGUCAAGUUUGCAUACUAAACUCUCUUGUUUAACGAAUGAAUUGUUAGACUUAGAGUAGAAGGACCAAUUUAAUGAUAAUGCCCUUGAAAUUAUUCUAGUUCUUGCUUUAAGGACAAGUAGAAUUUGAUUCAUGAACUUAGUGGCUGCUCCGUCAUAUUCUCUCUGAUUUUUUGUAUCUAAUUUUUCUAAAACUUAAUUCCUGUGAUAUCUACUUUUGAUGGAUUGUCUCUCUAUUUAAUGUAGACAUUUGUCAGCCAAAGCAAAGAAAUAAAAACAAAGAAAGUAACUUAAUUAGUAAGAAAUUAAGUUUUAGGCUUGUAGAGCAUGAUGACACUAGAACAAUUUUGUGGAGGGAAACAGUAACCUCGAGGCUAAGGAGCCACUUCUUCAAUGCAGAGAGGUUAAUGCAAGUGGUUCAGUUCAGAACAAAGGUUGGACUCUUGAAACUGUCGACCAUAAGGAUUCCAAGGAGCCUGAGGUAUUGAGAAUCAGGGGUUUUAAAUUUAACAAAGUUGAUCAGCUAGAAGCAAAAUACACCGAGCCUGGCAAGUUUACCCUCAAGCCUUGAACCUGCAUCUGCUCUUAAGAAAUUUUAGCCUCUCAUCUAGAGAAGAUUCAUAUAAGUAUUGUUGGAAGUGAGAGAGUUAGAAGGUGGAGCUUCCUUGCGGCAUCGCCACAUUCAGAAUAUUCUUAUAUUGGUUCAAUGGAUAAGUCAUGGAUCACAAAGCCACGAAACUCAAUAGAGUAUGAGCGAGGGGUUAGGAGGUUUAUUGAUUUUGCCUUCGAAAAUAGUUUAGCUGAAGCAACUGUAUGCCCUUGUUUGAAGUGCGGUUUUAGAAAAAAAGUGACAAAGGGUGAGAUGUACGAUCACUUGAUAUGUACCCAAUUCCCGAAAGAAUAUACACUUUGGUUUUAUCACGGAGAGACUGAGGUAGGGGAUCCCAGUAGUAACGUCUCAAAUAGUGAUGCUUCAAAUGCUUUUGAUGAUUUUAAUCAAGAUUCUAUUCAUGACAUGCUUGUGGAUAAAGACAUUCUUAUCAGUCUUUCUCAAGGACCAUAUGACCAAGCAAGAAAGUUCUCUUCAUAUGAUGUUAACGGAUAUAGAUUUCGAACUUUAGCAAGGGAUAAUGGAUUAAAAACUCAGAAUAGCGGAGUCUUUGGUACAUUUGGAACAAGAAGUUACUCAAGUAGUAAAGAUACCCGAAUGAACUUUGGUGCAGUACCUUAUUAUGGAAAGCUGGUAGACAUCAUUGAGCUUUUCUACAAUGGCUUUACAGUUCUCUUGUUUAAAUGUCAAUGGGCAAACACAACUAGUCCUAGAGGAAUCAAAAAAGACAAUUUAGGUUUUUUAUCUGUGAACUUUACAAGACUCAUACAUACUGGUGAACAUGAAGAUGACGAGCCAUAUAUUAAAGCUUCUGAAGCCCAGAUGGUAUAUUAUGUGGAUGAUGAGAAAGAAAAAGGAUGGUGCAUACCAAUUCACUUGAAGCCAAGAGAUUUGUAUAACAUGGGUGGAGAUAAUAUGGGUGAAGAUGACGAAAUUACAGUAUCCAAUGAUAAUUAUCCACCACAAGACUUAGAGUCUCUUUUUUCAGAUGAAAAUACAAAUAUAAAAUUGGCGAGAAUAGUUGUAGAUGAUGAUCUUCCAAUAAUCAAUGAAAACUAUGAUGAGAAUGAGAAUAUGCUUGUGUAAAAGACAUUGAGCUUACAAGACUAAAAAAGAAGUGCUAAGGAGGUUGAGGCAGCUGAGGCUGCAAAAAGAAGUGCUAGAGCUGCAGUUGCUUCAUUGCUUCCUUCCAAGUUGUUUGGGAAUAAGGAUGCUGAUUCAGAGGCUAAAUGAUGCAAAUGCUUCUGAGCCAGAGUUGGUAGAGAGAAUAACUGAAACUGAGGGUUCAGUUAAUGGAGAGACUAAAAAAGAGGAGUCUCAAUUGAAAUCAGGGGGCAGGCAGGAUUCUUAUGAAGCUCGGAUUUGAAGUGACUGAAGAUUGAUCAUUCACCAUAAGGCUUUUGGACUGAACCGGAAUAAUGUUGUCAACUGCAGAAGAAGCUAUUGAACUUACAGCGGAGGGACUGGAUACCAUUGAAGCAAUUGAUUGUGUUUUAGGAUCAUCUUGGAGUUUCCUUUUGGGAACUUGAUUCCAAGUAUACUGGAUAUUUGGAGCCAAAUUGUCCGAAGGUGUUUUUGUUGGCUCAUUUCUCUCCAUGUCAUCAAUAGCAGUGAAGACAAGAGUUACUUGUGAAGUAAUUGUUGAAGUUUGAUACUAUUGAGGUUGAAUGUGAAGUGAAGUUGAGGAGAAAAGUUGAGGAUUAAGUUACAAGUACAAUUGUUAGCUUUAUAUGUUUCGAUUAAGUUAGGAUUUUUUGAAUUUACAUUUUAUGGAUUAUGACUAUGUAAAAUUUGUAGAAUUCAACUUUUGAAAUAUAUUGUUUCUAUUUUUGUAAAACUUGUGAGAUUGAGUUUAAAUUUGUUGAAAUAUAAUGCCAUUUAUUAUUUUGUUG